ACAUUGUGGAAAAAAAUCUACCAAUGAAUGUACGUAUUGGUCAUAGUAUUGAUAAGGGUAGCUUUUUGGUUAUGGACUAUCCCAUGCAAGAUUUAUUAGACUGUGAUCAAGAAACAACACUUCUAUUGGAAAAUUCAAGUAAUGCCAGAGAUAUGGAUGUCCAUACUGCCAGAAGUAAUAGAAAUCCAAAACGACACAGUAGUGUAGGCAGUUAUUUUUGCAGCUGUUGGUGUUCUGCUAUCCGACGAUGUUGUGGUCCACGAGAACUAAGGUCGCGGACGAUAUUACUUGGAAAACCAUCAAAUAGCCAGUUCCCUGCCAAUGCUAUCAGAAAUCAGAAAUACAACAUAAUAACAUUCUUGCCCCUGGUCCUCUAUCAGCAAUUCAAAUUCUUUCUGAAUCUUUACUUCUUAAUCAUGGCCACAAGUCAGUUUGUUCCUGAUAUAAGGAUUGGGUAUUUAUACACAUAUUGGGGACCACUGUGCUUUGUACUUUUGGUUACAAUAUCCAGAGAAGCAAUUGAUGAUUUACGAAGACAUAAAAGAGACCAAGAAGUUAACAACCAGAAAUGCAAAAGGUUACUAAAUAAUAGAGAUAAACCAUUUGAAAUUGUGGCUGCACAUAGACUCAAAGUUGGUGAUAUAAUCAUUGUGGAUAAAGACGAACGUGUCCCUGCUGAUUUAGUUCUGCUACGAACUUCCGAAAGCAGUGGCUCAGUUUUCGUCAGAACUGACCAGUUAGAUGGUGAGACAGAUUGGAAGUUGAGGCUGGCCGUCCCAGCAACUCAAAAAUCGGCGUCUGAUCAACAAUUAUUCGAAAUAAAUGCAACUAUUUAUGCCGAGAAACCACAGAAAGACAUACAUUCUUUCAUCGGAACUUUCACAAGACAGGAUUUAAUAAAUAGUGAUGAGAGCUUGGAUUUAGAAAACACUCUGUGGACAAAUUGUGUUGUUGCUUCAGGACAAGCUACAGGAGUUGUUAUUUAUACAGGUCCUGAAACACGAUCAGUCAUGAAUAAUUCGGCCCCACGUUCUAAAGUAGGUUUGCUAGACAUUGAGGUGAACACCAUAACCAAACUAUUAUUUGCCGCUGUGAUUGGCUUAGCUCUGAUCAUGAUGGCCUUGAAAGGUUUUAGUGGACCAUGGUACAGAUACAUGUUCAGAUUCGUAUUACUUUUCUCUUACAUAAUUCCUAUAAGUUUGAGAGUAAAUUUGGACAUGGGCAAGUCAUUCUAUUCAUGGUCGAUCGGCAAAGAUCCUGCUAUGAAAGGUACCACUGUGCGUUGCACAACAAUACCUGAAGAACUUGGGAGAAUUUCAUAUCUCCUGUCCGAUAAAACCGGUACACUCACGCAAAAUUCCAUGGUCUUGAAGAGAUUACAUUUGGGCACUGUUAGUUAUGCCUCUGAUAGUUUUGAUGAGGUUACUUCUGUUUUAAGAAGCUCAUUCAGUAUCACUGAUAAUGCGAAAUUGGGAUCAGAAAAGUUCAGGCGAUCUGAAAACACCAGAGUCAGAGACGCUGUUCAGGCUCUAGCAUUGUGCCACAAUGUAACGCCUGUAUACGAAAGUAACGACAAAAAAGAUCCAGAUUCCGGCUCAUUGACCUCGGAAACAGAGGCCGACCAACACUUGCAGAUGCCGGAAACCGACGUUAUGUAUCAGGCCGCCAGUCCGGAUGAAGUGGCCUUAGUUCAGUGGACUCACGAGGUCGGGUUGGCAUUGAGCCGCAGAGAUUUGUCUUCGAUGCAACUCAGGUCUCCCGACGGUAGGCUAAUGAACUACGCCAUCUUGCAGAUAUUCCCAUUUACUAGUGAAACGAAGAGAAUGGGGAUCAUCGUUAAGGAUCUGCUUACUGGAGAAAUAAUCUUCUAUCUGAAAGGAGCCGAUGUUGUUAUGUCUGCGAUAGUUCAAUACACCGAUUGGUUAGACGAAGAAGUAGGCAACAUGGCACGAGAUGGUUUGAGAACACUUGUAGUUGCAAAGAAAAAUCUUACUGAAGAACAGUAUCUCGAUUUUGAGGCUCGCUAUAAUGCCGCUCGUCUGUCGACCAUCGACAGGGUUGCCAGAGUAGCACAGGUAGUCGAAUCUCUGGAACGAGAAAUGGAAUUGCUGUGCAUAACUGGCGUCGAGGACAAGCUGCAGAAUGAUGUCAGGGCGACUUUGGAAUUACUCAGGAAUGCGGGAAUAAAAAUAUGGAUGUUGACCGGCGACAAAUUAGAAACUGCUACUUGUAUUGCAAAAAGUUCCAGAUUGGUAUCUAGAACACAAGGUCUUCAUGUAUUGAAAAAGGUUGUGACUCGUACAGAUGCACAUUUGGAAUUGAAUGCCUACAGGAGAAAACAAGAUUGUGCUUUGGUAAUAAGUGGCGAAAGUUUGGAAGUAUGUCUAUCCUAUUAUCAGCAGGAGUUCAUGGAAUUGGCAACCGCUGCCCCUGCAGUUGUUUGCUGUAGGUGCUCGCCAACCCAAAAGGCUCAAGUGGUCCAGCUCAUCCAGAAGCACACAGGCAAACGCACGGCGGCGGUGGGCGACGGCGGCAACGACGUCAGCAUGAUCCAGCAGGCGGACGCCGGCAUCGGCAUCGAAGGGCGCGAGGGCAAACAGGCUAGUCUCGCAGGUGACUUCAGCAUUCCGCAGUUCGCGACGCUGGCGCGGCUGCUGCUCGUGCACGGCAGGAAGUCGUACAAGAGAUCUGCUUCGCUGGCACAGUUUGUGAUACACAGGGGACUGAUCAUUUCCACGAUGCAAGCGGUGUUCAGCAGCGUGUUUUACCUGAGUUCUGUGGCACUGUAUCAGGGUUUCCUCAUGGUCGGUUAUGCCACCGUCUACACCAUGUUUCCGGUUUUCAGUUUAGUUUUGGAUCAAGACGUCAGUCCUGAGAUAGCUCUAACUUACCCCGAAUUGUAUAAGGAAAUGGCAAAAGGACGAAGUUUAUCCUACAAAACUUUCUUCAUGUGGGUUUUGAUUAGUAUUUAUCAAGGGGGUGUGAUAAUGUACGGAGCACUGCUUCUGUUCGAAGACGAAUUUAUUCACAUUGUAGCCAUCAGCUUCACAUCACUAAUACUGACUGAACUCAUUAUGGUGGCUUUGAACAUCAGAACAUGGCACUAUCUGAUGGUGUUAGCCGAGCUCUUCUCCUUGGGUCUAUAUGGGCUGUCGUUGAUAGUUUUGCAUGAUUAUUUCGAUUCGGAAUUCAUAAGGACAAAGGAUUUCUUCUGGAAAGUGAUAGUGAUAACUUUGAUUUCCUGUUUGCCACUUUACAUAUUGAAGUUCUUGAGGAAAAAGUUCUCACCACCUAGUUAUAGUAAACUAUCGUGAACAAUUAUGGGAGUUGUUAUAACAACGAGCACAUCUAUAGUUUUCCACUUACAAAUAGUCAUUUUUUAUUCCUUUCAACAAACUUAUAAUUUAUUCACUGUUUUAUUCAUGUCAUAAAAAUAACAAUUAUUCCUCAUUUCAUUAUUUGGGCCAGAUGUUGAAGCAGUGUUUUGGUCCAUUUGAAAUCUCGUAUAUAACUGUUUCACAAGAGUUGAGGUUAUUAAAAUCGCCAAACUAAUAAAUAAGUAAAAUUAAACUCAUUGGGAUUUUUCAUACUAUUGCUAAGGCAUGUGAAGCUGUUCAUUUGAAUUGUCUGUCAAACACUAUGGACAUUAUUGAAACAUGGGAGAUUUUAAGUUAACCAAAAUGUUAGCAAUUGAUGAAGACUGUUUUGUAUUGAUAGUGGUUUUGUGAUAAAAAGUAACUCAAUAUUGGCUUCCACAUACAAAUGUGACUGAUUAAAUGGUAUAUUUAUGCAAAGAAUAUCUUUGUCGGAUUAUGUUGAGACAUUUCAGAUAAAAUAUUGUGUAUUCAACCUAAUGAUGUUUUGAAUUUUUGUGAAUGAAAACAUUCUGAAGAAAUUAAAUCUGUAAUAUUUAUCAAUCAUUUCAUAUCAUUUCAUGUUUUUAGAAGUUGGAAUUUCCAUCAUUCAUUGGUAUGCUUGUAAUAUUUGCAAUACUGGGAAUUAUUAGUACAUGAAGAGUUAUUGCCCUACUCCUAUCCAAUUACAUUGGAUUCGUUUCUGGACAUGAUUUAUUUCGAUUAGUAUUGCAAAUGUAUAACCCUUAUAAGUCUUAUUAUUAUUAUUCAAUGUUUGUCUUUAUUACUGAGAAAGUUAUUUAUAAUGAUGAAAUUUCUGGCAAAGUAUUUUUUAACAAUUUGCAGGGAUAAAAUAUGACAAGCAUAUCAGUGUGCUAUUCAAGAAAUAACUAAGUUUUCAGUCGAAUAUUUGAGUUUUCAAUCCCAUAUUCAAAUUAGAAUUUUAUUUAUUUCAACAUAACAUUAUUCAUGUAGAUAUAUGAAUAAUCAUCAUAGUAAUUGUUAGUAUAUUUUAUAAUCUGUGUUUGUUAUUCAUUAUACAGUUUAUUUAUCAGAACUAUGUUGUAUUACUAAAAUAUAAUAUGCUUAUUUUAUU
Messenger RNA from Phaedon cochleariae (mustard beetle), 4449 nucleotides. The record is from the annotation of a GenBank genome assembly. NCBI's taxonomy places the organism in Eukaryota, Metazoa, Arthropoda, Insecta, Coleoptera, Chrysomelidae.